UUCCUCACUGUGGCCAGAUUUGCCCCCACUCGUGGCAGCACGGUGACUGUCACGGAGCUCAACGAAGACCCUGGGUGCGAAGGACGAACCACCGCCGUGUACGCGACGAUCACACCAGGCACGUGCGCUGAGAAUGACAAGGCUGACCACUGCACGACAGAGAACGGCUGGGGCCUUCUCAGCUCUGAGUACACGUUCUGCGAGUUCGACCAAGCAGCGUACCUCCAAUAUGCGUUCGCCACUUCCUACUACGUGCUAGUCGAGUUUUACUGGGAUACUCCGUGCGAGAACCUGUGGCACACCGUCGUGCUCCUGGCCGAUGGCCAGUGCCACCAAACCGUCCAGGAAACGAUCAUGGUCACGACGGACGCAGAAGGCACGCUGUACCUGCAAAACCGAGGACUUGACUGUGAUCGCGGACUGUGGGGCAAUAUCACCGAGCCUGUUCCCAAGGCGAUGGUCAACUCAGGAGAGUGCUUCGUGGGCAAAGACGUUAGCAAGAAAGUGUACCUGGUCGAUGGCACAGCUGCAGCGUCGUCUUCCGCCUCAAGUAGCGCCUCAAGCUCCAGCACG
Phytophthora sojae is the source of this 573-nucleotide messenger RNA. RefSeq lists its product as hypothetical. The transcript has a single exon. The annotation marks the transcript as partial. NCBI's taxonomy places the organism in Eukaryota, Oomycota, Peronosporomycetes, Peronosporales, Peronosporaceae. The record is from RefSeq and is a predicted model, not a curated record.